Messenger RNA from Paralichthys olivaceus (Japanese flounder), 4012 nucleotides. It is a transcript of the gene il17rd, whose product is annotated as interleukin 17 receptor D. Gene Ontology annotation, molecular function: protein binding; interleukin-17 receptor activity. Lineage: Eukaryota; Metazoa; Chordata; Actinopteri; Pleuronectiformes; Paralichthyidae. The record is from RefSeq and is a predicted model, not a curated record.
CCUGUCCUCCUCUCCUCUCAGAGUUGCUCAGACUUGAGGGAGGAAUGGCGGCCCCUCGCACUUUCUUCAUCUCCCUCUCCUUCUUUCUGCUCCUCUAUGUUCCUCGUGGAUCUACGACCUCGGGCAGCAGGAGACCGAACCAGGAGAAAUGUGGCUUCAAGGUGCAGUCGGGGGCAGAUGGAGGUCGCAGGUUGGCCGUCACCUUCAGAGCUGACAACUGUUCAAUAAACUACCCACUGGGGAAACAUGUCAUCCACGAGGUCGCCAACGUCUCCUUCAGCCACCUGUCCUGUGACGAUCAGGCUGCUGUGGUGGUCCACUGGUCCCCAAGUCCACUAGGGAUCGAACACAUUAAAGGCUUCAGAGUUUAUCUGGAGGACAAGAAUCCAGAAGGGAAACAGUGUCAACAUCUCCUCCUCAAAGAUCCACGACAACUCAACUUCUCUUACAAGAGCACGAGGCUGAGCAGUCAGCCAUUCAGCGGUUUGACUUUCGACACUGACUACAUGGUUCGUGUUGUUCCUUUCCCGACUCUGAUGAACGAGAGUUUCUUCCCUCCGUCCUUCCUCAGGACCAAUUCGUGUGAAGUCCUCCUGGGAUCAGACAACUUAGUUUGCAAACCAUUCUGGAGGCCGAAGACCCUGAACGUGUCUCAGCUGGGCUCCAACCUCCACGUGGCGUUCGACCAGGCUCCGCCCUCCUUCGGCUUCCACUUCUACUACCUGUACUACAAACUGAGGCACGACGGACCUUUCAAACUGCAGCGCUGCAAACCAGACGUGAACCAGCUCAGAACCACAUGUGUCCUCCAGAACGUCACUCCAGGAACCUACACUGUAGAGCUGAGAGACGACAGUAACACGACCAGGAGGCAGACUCAGUACCACGUCAGCCAGGUCCACUCCCCCUGGGCGGGGCCUAUCCGUGCCAUGGCCAUCACGGUGCCUCUGGUCAUCAUGUCCGCCUUCGCCACUCUCUUCACGGUCAUGUGUCGCAAGAAGCAGCAAGAAAACAUCUACAGCCAGCUGGACGAGGAGAGCAGCGAGUCGUCCAAUCAAAGCGCAGCGCUGAACACGGAGCGGCCGUGGCCUCGACCCAAAGUCUUCAUCUGUUACUCCAACAGAGACUGUCCCAAACACACCGGCGUCAUCCAGAGCUUCGCCUACUUCCUGCAGGACUUCUGCAACUGUGAGGUUGUGUUGGACCUGUGGGAACAUCUGGAGAUGUGUAAAGAGGGUCAGAUGUCGUGGCUCAGCCGCCAGCUGGACGACGCCAACUUCAUCAUCACCGUCUGCUCCAAAGGCCUCCGCUACUAUGUGGAGAAGAAGAGUCGUAGAGGGAAGACGCCUGUCAGUCGCCGUAGCAACAGCAGCAGCAGCAGCAGCGCCCCGAUUGGUGGAUCUGGCAGUGACCUGUUUACGGUGGGCGUGGCCAUGGUCGCUGAAAAGCUGCGUAUGGCGAAGAAGAGCGAAGGGGGCGGGGAUCAGGAGCUGAACCGCUACAUGGCGGUCUACUUCGACUACUCGACAGAAAACGACAUCCCCACCAUGUUGAGUCUGGCCCCAAGGUUCAAGCUGAUGGACCAGCUGCCUCAGCUCUUCAGUCGGCUCCACUCCAGUCAGUCCAGCUUUGCCGACCGUGAGCAGCAGCCUCUCAACGUCUCCAGGAGGAACUACUUCAGGAGCAAGUCUGGACGCUCGCUCUACGUCUCCAUCUGCAACAUGCACCAGCACAUCAGCCAGAACCCCGACUGGUUCGAGAAGCAGCUGGCUCCCGCGGCAGCCUCCUCGGCCUCCUCCGGAGUCUCUUCCAAACAUUGUCCUCUCCCCACAGUCCCGGGUUCCAGUCCCCCAAAGACUCCCUGCUCCUCCUCCUCCUCCUCGCCGCAGCCCGAGCAGAGGUUUGACUCCGGUUUGGUGCUGAACGAGGUGUUGGUGAGGACGCCGUCGCUGGAGGGCGGGAAUGGAGGUCCGAAAAGGAACAUGCUCCUGCUGGCUUCGGGCUCCAGUCCCGCUCUCAAUCUCAGCCCCAGUCCUAGUCCUGGUCCUUGCCCCAGUCCUGGUCUCUGUCCCAGUCCAGGUCUGCCACACUGCUCUGUUUCUCUGCUGGGACCCGCUUCAAGGUCCAUCUCUGGAGUGUCUGGACUUUCACCCGAAGAAUCUUCUUCCUCCUCCUCUGCUCCAUCCAUCCUGCAGGAUGGGGUGUGUCCUGUCUCCACCCAGGCAGAGGAAGACCACCCCACCCCUCCAGAGCUCCCCCCUCCUCGAGAUUCAGGCAUCUACGAUUCAUCGGUCCCUUCGUCAGAGCUGUCCAUUCCCCUAAUGGAGGGACUGUCACAUGACCAGGCUGACUCCUCCUCCAUAGCCGACAGUGAAUCGUCCUCGUCAGGCCUGGGUGACGAGGAGCCGUCUGUUGUCACGUCGCUCCACUGCAGCGCGGCCACAGUUUGUAAAGCGGAGCUGCACCACCAUCACCACCUGGAGCACAGCGAGGGACUCGCUCCCGUGGCUUCGUUGUAGGAGGACGCCUCCCAGCCAAUGACAAGAGGACCAGCUCCGUGAUGUCGUCACGGGGACAAAAACACUGUGUUGGUCUCAGACUUGAACACUUUCUCAUGGGUGCUGUCAUCUGAUCGUCAUGGAAACAAAAACUGGAAUAAUUCAAAGGCCAUUGGAGAGUCUCCCGUUCUUCACGUUAUAAAACACUGAUCAUAAUUAUGGCACACACUUGGUUUCUGGAACGUUAUUCUGUGGUAACUAUGUUAACACUACAUCUUAAGCACUAAUCCCUGGCAGCCAUGGUAACCAGUGAGUUUUUUUUUAAAACUAGUCCCUGGGAAUUAUUGCAACCAAUGCAAUUUGCAACACUGGACCACGGUAACUAUGGUAACCACUGCAUCGUAGAAGACGAGUCCACAGCUUCCAUGGCGAGCAGCUCGUUCUACAGCUUCGGCUCCUGAGUUCUACAACAUCAUCGAGCUAGAACACCGGUCGGAGGAACCAGGACCUCGUCGAGUGAACCCGCUCAGACCGAAGACUCGACGCUGUGUCGGCCGAUUGUCAACUGACUCCUGAGUGGAUGUUGCUGAAACUUUGUUGUGGCACGUGGAGAUGUUCUGUGGUCACAUCCCUCAGGAUCGAAACAUCUCCUGAGAUUUGGAACGCCAGGAUUAUUAAUUAGAGAGUUAGAUCAGUCAUUUUAUGAAUACUGAGUUUUCCCUUUUAUAUGUUUUAACAUUAUUUUAAAUGUUUUAAACAGAAAUGUCGGCUCAGUAUUUGUUUAAGCAACAUGAGGACCACUGAAAUCAGCAGAAACACGCUAAUGUGAUUCUAACAUGUGAUUCUCAGCGUCAGAAUAUGCACCUCGAACUCCUUUGGCAGGUGGAGCCACUCCUACCACAUUAUAUACUGAGUACUUUGGUUACAUAUUUUAAAGUAUUGCAUUUAUAGUUCUAUAUGUCUGUAAGCUUUGUAAUCGUUUUCCUACCACUGUCGCAGGGACCAGAAGAACGAGGACAUCAUUUAAAACUAAACCACUUUCAAAAUAACAUUCCUGCCAGAACGAGACACAAAUAAUCCAGUUUGAGAUAAUACGUCGUAAUUUUGAUUUUAAAACAAAAAAACCAAACAGUUUUUCAUAUAUUUGUUUUUAAGCCACAUGUUGUCUCAGUCAUGGAUCCCAUCAACAUUUUUUCUUUCAGGAUCGGCAGCUGCCGUCAUUCACUUCUCAUCUGGAGCAAAAAACGUUUAUCAAAGUUUUGGUCUUUUUGUUUUCGAACACCAACAUUUGUGUUGCUACUUAAAACAACGUCUGGUUCAUCAGCAGCUCUGAGUGUAUUGGAAGGGAAGAUUCAGCAUUUCCUACUUGUAAAUGUUAUUUGUAUUUUUUUAUUAUAUAGUAUUGUUGUCUUGGAAAUGUCUUUUGUAUAGUUAGACUGUUAUUUUUCUACAUUUUCUAAAGAAAUGUACUGUUUUAUAGUACCUUAAUGUAGGAAACAAAUAAAUCCAUCUAA